Molecule: messenger RNA, 1425 nt
Organism: Funneliformis caledonium
Lineage: Eukaryota; Fungi; Glomeromycota; Glomeromycetes; Glomerales; Glomeraceae
Source: the annotation of a GenBank genome assembly
AUGACUUUUAGUCCAUUAUUAUUGACUUUGGUGGUGGUCUUAAAGGCACUUCUUUAUGAGAAGAAAGGAUCAGAAUGGACGUGUUUAGACGGGUCAGCAACGAUACCGUACGAAGCAAUUAAUGAUGAUUAUUGCGAUUGCACAUCUGCAUGUCCAAAUGGCAGGUUCUAUUGUACAAAUGUCGGGUAUUUUCCGGCUUAUAUAUCAUCUGAACGCGUAAAUGAUGGUGUUUGCGAACCUGAAUGCUGUGAUGGAUCAGAUGAAUAUGAUGGAAAGAUUGUAUGUCCAAAUAAUUGCAAGGAACUCGGUGAUGAACAUCGUAGGCAUAUACAAGAAUUGGCCAAUAUUAAAAUCGAGGGAGCACGGAUAAGACAGGAAUAUAUUCAAUAUGGUAUAACAAAGAAACAGGAACGUGAAGCUUCCUUGGAACGAUUAAAAAUCGAGCUUGAGUCCGCAAAGGUUAAAGUUUCAGAACGCGAAGCUGUAUUGAAAAGGGCUCAAGAGAUGGAAAAACUCGAGUCUAAGGCAAAAGGUAAUGGCCGAUUAAAGGAAUGUCGAGAGAAAUUAAGAACAUUGCAGGAACGGAAUGAAGAACUUCGUGAACGAAUCGACACAUUACUUAAAAUUCUGGAAGAAAUGAAAAAUGAUCAUAAUCAAAAUUACAAUGAUGUUGCUGUUGAAAAUGCCAUCAAAAGAUAUAACGAAUUUAUAGAAGUGGAAUUGGAUCAAGAGGAAGAAAUUUAUGAAGACGAAAUAGAGGAAGAGAAUCAGGUUCCUGAAAUUCAGACCAAACUUUCGUUAAGCGAACGGGUUGCCGAAGCUUUCUUAGACCUUUAUGAUGACGUGUUGGAAGCAUUUGGAUUAUCAGAAUAUACCAUUGGUAAAUCCGAGCGACAAUUCUCUAGGCCUUCAGGUGAUGGUAAAUCCAAAGAAGUAACAGUGGCAAAUGAUGCGCUAAACGAAGCAAAAGAAGCGAAAAGCAGUAUUGAAAAUGAAAUUGAGGAUAUUAACGAAAAACUUGCAAGGGAUUAUGGACCUCAGCAAGAAUUUACAAAAUUAGAAGAGACAUGCGUUAGUUACGCUGAAGGACAGUACACUUACACAGUGUGUUUAUUUGACAAGGCAACUCAAAAAAGUGCUCAGUAUAAAUAUACACAUAUAGGUAACUUUGCAAAAUGGAUUGGGUCUGAAUCAAGGGAUGAUCCAAAAUAUUAUACAGCACAAUUAUAUGAUCAUGGAGCAAGGUGUUGGAAUGGACAGGACAGAUCAGUUAAGGUAUAUUUCGAAUGUGGCAUAGAAAACAAAAUUCUUUCUUUUUCUGAGCCUGAAGAUUGUCAAUAUUUAAUGAAUAUGUCAACGCCAAGCGUUUGUUAUGAGAAUUUCGAGAAAAAUAAAGAUGAUGAAUCAGUUCAUGAUGAAUUGUAA